UUUUCGGACAGGAGUCACUCCGUUCAGUUACCGCGCAACCCGCAAGUUCACAGAGCAUGGAAAGAGGAUACCAGAGCCCGAAGUUUUCCCGCAAGAGCUUUAAGGCAUCCUAGGACCUGCCCCCCCACCCACCGAGGCUCUCCCACUGUGAUAAACGAGAUUCGAGGACUAUUUAGUUAGUGAAUUAUCAGUUCAGUUCCAAAAAGGAUUCAAUCAGCAAAAAAGAUGCUGCUCAACGUUCUGCAAUCGGGCAUCUUCAUGCCGCAAUACCGUCGUCAAGUGCUGGUCUCUUUGAGUGCCACGCUGAUAACCUUCUGCCACGGCAUCGCCCUGGGAUGGCUGUCGCCCAUGCUGCCCAAGCUGCUGUCCCCCGCGGAGACGCCCCUCACCUUCUCCAUCGACGUGGGCGAGGCCUCCUGGCUGGGAGCCGUCAUCAGCAUCGGCGGGAUUAGCGGGAACUUCUCCUUCUCCUUCCUGAUGAAUCGCUUCGGGCGGAAGGUGUCCAUCUACGCCCUGGCUGUUCCGCACACGUGCAUCUGGUUCCUCUUCUACUUCGCGUCGAGCAUCGAGAUGCUCUACGUGGCGAGGGUUUGCGCCGGGCUAACUGGCGGUGGAAUGUUUGUGGUGCUGCCCAUUUUCAUUGGCGAAAUCGCAGACAAAAGCAUUCGGGGUCGCCUGUGCUCGCUCUUCACCCUCACCAUGAACACGGGCAUCCUGGUGGGCUUCGUGGUGUCCUCGCACGUGGCCUACCACGUGAUCCCCUGCGCCGUGGUGGGCCUCCCGCUGCUCUACGUCUUCCUGGCCACCCGGUACCCUGAGCCGCCGCAGCAGCUGAUCCGCUGGCACCGCGAGGAGGAGGCCGAGCGCUCCCUGAGGUUCUACCGGCGGUGCGACGGACCCUCGGUCGCCAAGGAGGAGGAGCGGGCCUACCAGAAGGAGUUCGACGAGAUGCGCCUGGCCAUCCAGCAGCAGGACAAGGACUCCGACGACAAGGGGCUCUCCCUCUCCGAGUUCCUUACCAAGCGCUCCCUGAAGGCCUUGGCCACUGGGCUUGUGCUGAUGGUGGCCAACAUCUUCACGGGCACCUUCGCCUUCAACAACUACAUGUCCAACAUCUUCGACGCGGUGCACACCAAGCUGGACCCCAACACGAACACCAUCAUCAUCGGAGCUGUUCAGAUCCUGGGCACCUUGGCCAGCAUUUACCUGGUGGACCGCUACGGCCGGAAGAUCCUGCUGGUGGUGUCCUGCGCGGGCAGCGGGAUCGGAACCUCUGCCUUUGGAUUGUACGCCUUCUACGCGGAGGAGGAGAAGCUGGACCUGUCGGCCUACUCCGCCUGGCUGCCGGUCACCCUGAUGGCCUUCAUCAUCUUCAUAGCGAACGUGGGCGUCAUCUCGGUGACCAUGGUGGUGCUGGUGGAGAUCCUGCCGCACAGAAUCCGCGCGGUGGCCACCAGCUUCUGCCUUGGCUGCCUCAGCUUCUUCGCCUUCACCUCGCUGAAGACCUUUCCCCUGAUGAUGUUCCACCUGGGACUGGCGGCCACCAUGUGGUUCUGCGGCGCCGUCAGCGCCAUCUGCCUCUUCUACGUGGUCGUCUGCCUGGAGGAGACCAAAGGUCGCUCCAUUUAUGAGUAAUCCGCGCCAGAAUAAACUAUAGAUACCUUCCACCUA
Drosophila ficusphila is the source of this 1671-nucleotide messenger RNA. RefSeq names its product facilitated trehalose transporter Tret1. Lineage: Eukaryota; Metazoa; Arthropoda; Insecta; Diptera; Drosophilidae. Gene Ontology annotation, cellular component: membrane. Bases 226 to 1635 code for a protein of 469 amino acids. Gene Ontology annotation, molecular function: sugar transmembrane transporter activity. The transcript has 5 exons. The record is from RefSeq and is a predicted model, not a curated record. Gene Ontology annotation, biological process: carbohydrate transport; transmembrane transport.